CAAACUGUUUUUUGAUUAUGGAUUCGAAAUUGAUGAAACCAUUGCCGAAAACAUUAAUGCUGAAAGAUUACCUGUUGGAUGAUUUGAGUUCCUGUUCAUCAAGCGGUUUCCGAUCAUAUCCUCGCCGGCAAUGCUGCACUACUGUUCGAUUUCUUCUCGAAAUCGACUUGAAGAACAAGUAUCAACCAGCACUUCCUCCUCCGCCGUACAAAACUAAACCAAUACUCCGGUCAAAACUAUCGCCGCCGUCGGCAGCAACUGCAGCAGCGGCGAAGGUUUCUGCAUUUCAGAAAGCUUCCGUGGCGGUGAUUAACGCCGUGAAACAUCUCCCGUUCGCCGGAGUGAGGUCUUCAUCGACGUCGAAGAAGAAGAAGCCGAUGAUGAGGACAAUUUUUCCGAGGAGUAUUUCGCGGAAGCUGAAACGAAGCUUCUGGAAGAGAGGCGAUCAUAAGGAGAUCUACUGGUGGACGGCAUUCAACCGGUUAGAUAAAGAGGAAUUAAAAUCGCCGGUAUUUUCUCCGGUUGUUAUUGGCAAAAUCGCCGGAGAUUCAAAUAGCUCAACAACGACUGUGAGUAAGAGUAAAUGUAACAGUAACACCUGGUCUUCAGAUAGUGAUUUCACUGCUUCAAGUGAUAAUUCACUGCAAACAUCAAGCGGCAAUUCGGAGGUUAACUCGAUGGAAACUGUAAACGACGCCGUAGCUUCGAAUAAAUUAGGAACGGAAAAUGUGAUUUGCAGCAAAAAAGUUGGCGCAACUACCGGAGAUGAUUCAUCAGAUUCAACCAUAGGCAGUCACGGUAGCACUACCAACUCUCCAAACACAAAGAAACCUUGGCCUAAUGAAGAGAAAGAACAGUUUAGUCCAGUGUCUACAUUGGAUUGUCCAUUUGAUGAUGAAGAUGAGGUCUCUUCACCCUUUCAACAUAGAUUAACUCGUGUUGAAGGAACUACCAAGAAGCUCAUGAAGAAGAUCAAACGAUUCGAGUGUCUCACUAUGCUAGAACCACUCAACUUAGAUAAACGAAUCGCGUCCUCAGAAUCAGAGAGUGAAUCUCCUCUCAACAAUUCAUCAGAAACUGAAGUUGAUGAGGAGGAAGAGGACAAACAGAGAGUUGAAAGACAAGCACUAGACAUGGUUCAAGAAUUGAAAGAAUCAAUGCCAUCUUAUACCUUAAAAUUAAAAACAGAGAAAUUACUCUUUGAUUUCUUCAAGGAAAGGAUUCUCAAUGGUGAUGAUGAGUUCAAGAACAAACCAUUGGAAUUAGCACAAGACUGGAUAAAUGGAAAACCAAUUGAUGUACUGUUAGAUUGGAAGGUGCAAGAAAACAGGAUGGCUUACAUUAGAGCCAUUGAAACCCGAGGGGAAUGGAAGAACACAGAGUUACAGAAACAAGAAGUGAUAUUUGAAGUGGAAGUUGACAUUUUUGCAUCUUUGAUGAAUGAGGUGUUAGUUGAUGUCAUGUUGAGCUAG
Molecule: messenger RNA, 1472 nt
Organism: Solanum verrucosum
Lineage: Eukaryota; Viridiplantae; Streptophyta; Magnoliopsida; Solanales; Solanaceae
Exons: 3
Coding region: 18-1472 (484 amino acids)
Source: RefSeq, a predicted model, not a curated record